AUGACACUUUGGAAUAGCUUGCUUGGCUAUAAUAGAGUUCCGGCAGGAAAAACUGCUGUCAAUGUUUUCCAGCAAAUUAGGACAGCUACAAAGAAAGCAGCGGGGUCUAGAACUUCGAUGAAGGACUCAGCAGGUCGUCGAUUGGGGCCCAAAAAAAACGAGGGACAAAAGGUGACACCUGGUGAGAUUUUGAUGAGACAGCGGGGCACCAAGUUUUACCCCGGAGAAAAUGUCGGAAUCGGCAAAGAUCACACUAUUUUCGCCCUGGAACCGGGAUUUGUUCGUUUUUAUCUGGAUCCCUUCCACCCCAAGCGUAAGUUCAUUGGUGUGGCACUCAAUGAGAGCUCUAAACUACCCACUCCGCAUUUUGCUCCUCGUGUAAGACGUUUCGGACGUCAGCUAAUAGAAAAUGUCGAGAAGGCCCGCAAAGAAACCAACUCACUUACGAGAAAACAAUUUCUUGCUCGCGACUCUAUCGCUGCAGGCAUGAAGGAACGUGAGAUCCAAAGGGCAGCUCUUUCCCUCAGACUUGCAAAAACUCUUACCGAAACGCUAAACUUGGGUUUGGAAGGGCAAGCCAUGAGCUGGGCCACUAGCUACCUUAUGCGACUACGGUCCUGCCUCAAGAACGGCUUCGCUCUGAGCGAUGCGCAAUAUAACUCUCGUCACUGCCUGGAACAAGAGAUAAUCUUACAGGCGAAACGCGAAGGCUGGGCGCAAGAAGCUGUUGAUGCCAAGCUUCGCGAGCUCCAAAUAGUUACAGACAAAUUAGACUGCUCUACGUCUUUCAACAACAGGCUAGAGUUGACCAGGCACAUUUCACUGACCGAACGUGAAGAUCGAAAAUUAGAGCUGCUCAAAGACCUGGCAGGUAUGACGCUUGCGACUCGUAAGGACAAAAAAGAAGUAGAGAAAAUGCUUGAGUCGUCUAGCGAGUACUUAACGAAGUCUGAAGAAGUGCACCUGCGGAGACGUUUUCUGAAACCCGUUCAGCCUGAAGGAGUCGCUAAGGACACUAAGUCUGACAAAAAAUCUGUCGUUGUGAGAAGGUUCAACUACAUCAGAGGCGGUAUCGACUCCAUUCCCAGAGCCAAAACUGCAUUCUUGAGUAAACUCUGA
Molecule: messenger RNA, 1119 nt
Organism: Lachancea meyersii CBS 8951
Lineage: Eukaryota; Fungi; Ascomycota; Saccharomycetes; Saccharomycetales; Saccharomycetaceae
Source: the annotation of a GenBank genome assembly